Molecule: messenger RNA, 672 nt
Organism: Rhagoletis pomonella (apple maggot)
Lineage: Eukaryota; Metazoa; Arthropoda; Insecta; Diptera; Tephritidae
Product: succinate dehydrogenase cytochrome b556 subunit-like
Exons: 2
Coding region: 1-522 (173 amino acids)
Biological process (GO): tricarboxylic acid cycle; mitochondrial electron transport, succinate to ubiquinone
Cellular component (GO): membrane
Molecular function (GO): succinate dehydrogenase activity; electron transfer activity
Source: RefSeq, a predicted model, not a curated record
AUGUUAACAUUAUCGAUGAAUAUACACAAUUUAAUACGCCUUAAUGCAUUCCAGAGAAAUCUUCUACGAGUUCAAUUGGUUUCGUUUCGGUAUUUAAAAAUUAAGAUCGAACCACCCAGAAAAAAAGAAACACACGGAACAAAGAAUCGUCGCCUUGGAAGGUUCUUCGCACCAAGUUUGACCGUUUACAGACCACAAUUGACGUCGGUGUUGUCUAUAUCGAAUCGAGCGAGUUCACUUUUAGUUACUAUGUAUACUUGGGGAUUAGGAAUAGGCGCUUUAAUAUCCUCGCACGAUAAUGCACAUUUUGUUACAAUGCUAGAUGGAUUGCAAAUGAGUUCUGCAUCUUUAUUUAUUUUAAAAUUCAUGAUCGCUUUUCCAUUUGCUUACCAUUGUUGCGCUAGUGUCAGAGUUUUAACCUGGGAAACAGGAAAUUUUCUCUCUCUGAAGGGAAUUUAUCUUACUGGAUAUAUAGCAAUUGCAGCUACCAUACUUACAGCCGCUGGCUUGGCGAGUUUGUAAACGUCUGUUUGUGACUUUAAUAAAAAAAAUGUUUAAAACAUACAAAAAUAUAUGUUCAAAUAUAUACUUUUAAAUGGCCAGUUAGUACCACCGAUUUCAGAAUAUUUAUUGAGUUCAAUUGAGUGUUUUUUGGGGUGGGGUUUAGUAGCG